AUGACGACAAGUAACAACAACAACAACAACCCGAAUUCUUCUCCUACUACCAUUGUACCAACGAAUCAUCCUUCUCAUCCAAAUGUUUCUUCGUCUUCUUCACAACCAACAAUGAAUCAUUCCAUUCAUUCAUCAACUGGUCCGAAAUCACAAACACCUCACAAAUCUCAUCAUCCUCAUACCCAUCAUCAUACCUUCCUUCCUCCUCAUUCCUACAUGAUCCAACAACAAGAACCAACCUCACUCAAAGAUAAAACCUUACUUGAAAAAAAACAAGUGAAAAGAUUGAGAUGGAUUGAUUUCAUUAGUGGAUCUUUGGCUGCCAUUGUUUCAGAUACAUUAUUACAACCUUUGGAUACAGUGAAAACAAGACAGCAAUUUGUGGGAGAGGUAGUAGCAGGUCAAACAUCUCAUCGAUUUGUGUAUAAAAAUGUUUUUGAUGCAUUUUGGACAAUUGCAAGACAAGAAGGAGUGAGAGGAUUAUUUAGAGGAUGGGUACCUACCAUGUUUGGAAGUUUACCAGCUGGUGCCAUCUACUUUGGAACUUAUGAAUCCAUGAAACGUUUCUCAAUGCAACAUUCUGAAUAUUUGAGAGAACACAAACACUUUGCAUACAUGCUUAGUGGCAGUAUUGCAGAAUUUAUGGGAAGUUUAGUCUUUGUUCCAUCAGAAUUGAUUAAAUGUCGUUUCCAAACCAAUACUUUACCUCAAUCUCAAUUAGAACAAGCAACUUGGAAAACUUUUUAUCAAGUUGCAAAAGUGGAAGGAGUGACAGGAUUAUUUCGAGGUUACUCUGCAACGAUGGUGAGAGAUAUUCCGUACAGCAUGACACAAUUUUUACUCUAUGAAUUGUUAAAAAAGGCAGUUCUGAAACGGAAAAAACAAGCCAUGAAACAAUCAGAAAUAAUACAAACCCAAAAUGGAGGAGAAUAUUUGUUAAAAACAAUUCCUACAAAAGUUAAAUUAAGCGUGAUGGAAUCCAUACUUGUUGGAGGAACAGCAGGCGGUGUUGCUGCAUGUUUAAGCAAUCCUAUUGAUGUCGUCAAAACUCGACUUCAAACUUCAAUGUCAUUCCGGGGUGGAUUUUUAAGUAUGUUCCGACAUGUCAUGCAACAAGAAGGAUGGAGAGGAUUUUUCAAAGGUGUGACACCGAGAGUGAUGUGGGUGACAUUUUCUACUGCUAUUAUGUUCUCAGUGUUUGAAUUUGUGUCUCAUGCCUUAACAGAACGAUUUGUCGAUGAAGAUAACGUGACUGAGGAAGAUUCAAAGAGUGAUGACAGUACCAAAGAGAAACGAGGAUUUUCGUCAAGUCGAGUACUGAUGGAAAAUGUGAAUGCCGCUUCUUCGAACGAUUCCUUGAAAUAA
Messenger RNA from Naegleria lovaniensis, 1365 nucleotides. RefSeq lists its product as uncharacterized. Bases 1 to 1365 code for a protein of 454 amino acids. The record is from RefSeq and is a predicted model, not a curated record. The transcript is spliced from 2 exons. Lineage: Eukaryota; Heterolobosea; Eutetramitea; Acrasida; Naegleriidae. Gene Ontology annotation, biological process: transmembrane transport.